Messenger RNA from Stegostoma tigrinum, 3414 nucleotides. RefSeq names its product zinc finger protein 91-like. The coding region runs from base 509 to 2815 and encodes 768 amino acids. Lineage: Eukaryota; Metazoa; Chordata; Chondrichthyes; Orectolobiformes; Stegostomatidae. The record is from RefSeq and is a predicted model, not a curated record. The transcript has 4 exons.
CCAGAGCUGGUUCACUUCUUAUAGGGACUGAAAACCGAGUGAGGAGAUGAAGGAUUGCACCAAGAACGCUGAAUGGAUACACGUUGCCGAUAGAUCCUGAUGAUAACCCAAAUAAGAUCUUAACUGUGGAAGACAUCAGUCCCUUCACAGAAUUGCUCAACACAGAGAAGGCGGGGCAGUGAAACCAUCAUCUGGAAAUCAGUCAGGUCAGGGGAGCUUCGACAUAUCAUCAGAUCUGAAACUGGUCAGUGGUGUGGAGCCUUCCAUCAGAACCAACCUUUCUGAAGGUUCAGCUGUGGGUGCUCAGUCAGGGUAAGGCUGAGAAGAAGUGAGUGGCUCCAAGUGUAUUGAGAGCUUUGGUUAUUUUAUCGAGCCUCAUGAACUACCAUUCCGAUAAGGGAGAGGCUAUUGAAGUGUGUGGUAUGUGAGGAGCAUAUCACAGGCUUGUAAAUUUCCCUAACACACAGCGUUGAUCUGUUAUUCCAACUGUUUAUACAAGAGCAUCUUCAUGGAAGAGAAGCAGUACGAGUGUGAAGUGUGUAACCAAGUUUUCAAACACAAAUCAACGCUUGUGAGUCACCGAUGCAUACAUAGUCAAGACAAGCUGUACAAGUAUGAGGUGUGCAACCAGGGCUGUGUGCAGUUAUUGGGACUGGGAAAUCACCAAUGCAUUCAAACAGUGGAGAAACCAUUCCUGUGUGAGGUGUGCAAGAAAUCAUUCUCGCAGUCAUCAACCCUUCUUGAGCACCAACGCGUUCACACAGGGGAGAAACCAUUCACAUGCAAGGUAUGCAACAAAUCAUUUUCACAGUCGUCAACACUCCACACACACCAACGCAUUCACACAGGGGAGAAACCAUUUAGGUGUAAGGUUUGCAACAAAUCAUUUGCGCAGUCAUCAAACCUCCACAAACACCAACACGUUCACACAGGGGAGAAACUGUUCACAUGUGAUGUUUGUGAGAAAUCAUUCUCAUCAUCAUCACAUCUUCAUGUUCACCAACGUAUUCACACAGCAGAGAGACCGUUCAUGUGUGAUGUUUGUCACAAGUCAUUCUCGAGGACUUCGGACCUCCUAUUCCAUCAGAGGAUUCAUACAGGGGAGAAACCAUUCACCUGUGAUGUGUGUGAGAAAUGGUUCUCAAGGCUAUCAAACCUUCGAAGACACAAAAGCAUUCAUACAGGAGAGAAACCAUUCACGUGUGAGGUGUGCGACAAAUCCUUCUCGAUGUUGUCAAACCUGCUGGUCCAUCAGAGGAUUCAUACAGGGGAGAAACCAUUCACAUGUCAGGUCUGUGAUAAAUCAUUCUCAAGAUUAUCAACCCUCCUGGCUCACCAACAUAUUCACACUGGAGAGAAACCAUUAAAGUGUGAGGUUUGUCACAAGAGUUAUGCACAGUCACUUAGCCUGGUACCUCAGCAGCACAUUCACACAAGAGAGAGACCAUUCACAUGCGAGUUAUGUGAAGAAACAUUUACGCUUUCAUCACACCUCUGUGACCACAAACAUAUCUCCACUGGGGAAAAGCCAUUUACAUGUGAAGUAUGUGACAAAACAUGCUCUCGUAGAUCAACCCUGCUUGAACACCAACGCAUUCAUACAGGGGAGAAGCCAUUCACAUGUGAGGUUUGUGACAAAUCAUUCUCACAUUCAUCGACCCUCCGUGCACACCAGCGCAUUCACACGGGGGAGAAGCCAUUCAUGUGCAAACUGUGCAACAAAUCGUUCUCACGUAUAUCAACCCUCCUCGAACAUGAACGCAUUCACACUGGGGAAAAGCCAUUCAGAUGUGAUGUGUGCAAUAAAUUGUUCUCCCACUCAUCAUCCCUCCGUGCUCAUCAACGCACUCACAGCAGGGAGAAACCAUUCACAUGUGAAGUGUGUGACAAAUCAUUCUCUGAUUUAUCAACCUUUCGCAGACAUCAACGCAUUCACACAGGGGAGAAACCAUUCACAUGUGAUGUGUGUGACACAUCAUUUUCACAGUCAUCAAGCCUCCGUGCACACCAACGCGUUCAUACAGGGGAGAAACCAUUCACGUGUGAGGUAUGUGACAAAUCAUUUCCACAGUUAACAUGCUUACGUGUACACCGUGCUGUGCAUACAGGAGAGAAACCAUUCAAAUGUGAAGUGUGUGACAAAGCCUUCACAUGUUCAUCAAGCCUCCUGGUCCAUCAGACAACCCACACAGGGGAGAAACCCUUCAAGUGUGAAAUCUGCAAAAAAGGUUUUGCGAUAUCAACGAGGCUCCUGAAACAUCGGAGGAUUCACACAGGGGAGAGACCCUUCAAGUGUGAGGUCUGUGACAAAACCUUUGGACAGUUAUCAACCCUCAUGCAACACCGACUUAUUCACACUGGUGAGAACACACUCACAGGCGAGAAACCCUUCAAGUGCGAAGUUUGUGAUAAAGCUUUUCGGAUAUCUUCAAGGCUACUGAGACAUCAGAGGAUUCAUACAGGGGACAAACCGUUCAAGUGUGAGGUCUGUGAGGUGGCUUUCAGUCAAUCCUCCAAUCUCUUGACACACCAGACAAUACACACAGGGGAGAAGCCAUUCACAUGCAAGAUGUGUGACAAAUCAUUCUCACGAUCAUCAAACCUGCGUGUACACCAACGCAUUCACACAGGAGAGAAACCAUUCACAUGUGAAGUGUGCAACAAAUCAUUUUCGCGGUCUUGGUACCUCCUGCUCCAUCAGAGGAUCCACACGGGGGAGAAACCGUUCAAGUGUGAGGUUUGUGAGAAAACCUUCAGACAGUCAUCGACUCUCAUGCAACACCGACUAAUUCACAUUGAAAAGCCGUUUACAUGAACGUAACCCUUCAAAUAUGAGGGUUAUAAUGAAACUUUGUGAUGCCUUUGACCCUCGCUUUAAUUCUUGGCUGCAACUGAUGUGCUUGUUAUUGUUGCAUCUUUGUCAAAGUUUUACUGAAGCAAUCAUCUAAAAAAAUCAUACCGUGACCAUUGAUCUGAUUUGGCUUCCUUAUCAAUCCAGUGUGUAAACAUCAACUGGAUAAUGUCUUGACUCAUCUUACAACAUGUUUGUUUCAAAGAAAAGGCAGUGGGGAAUGUUCAUAUAAGGAUCCAAGACCCGAGCAAUUAGUUUGAGAUAGACAAAUUUUUAACUAGAAAAGGAUUAAAGGGUUAUGGGGAGCAGGCAGCAAAGUGAAUUUGAGAUCAAGGUGAGAUCAGUCAUGAUUGUAUUAAAUGGCAAAGCAGGCUCGAUGGGAUGAAUUGCCUACUCCUCCUAAUUUUUAUGUUCUUGUGCAGCCCUGGUAACAACUUUCAUCCUUGUUCAUGAAAUAAUACAUCCAAUGUUAAACUUGAACCUACAACCUUGUUCUCUGAGUCAGAAGGUAUAUAUUUAAGCUUCCCUGCAUGACUAUCAUGCAAAAAGUCCUAGCUGACAUU